Gloeophyllum trabeum ATCC 11539 is the source of this 1107-nucleotide messenger RNA. Its product is annotated as P-loop containing nucleoside triphosphate hydrolase protein. The transcript has a single exon. Gene Ontology annotation, molecular function: ATP hydrolysis activity; ATP binding. The annotation marks the transcript as partial. Gene Ontology annotation, biological process: rRNA processing; ribosomal large subunit assembly. The record is from RefSeq and is a predicted model, not a curated record. NCBI's taxonomy places the organism in Eukaryota, Fungi, Basidiomycota, Agaricomycetes, Gloeophyllales, Gloeophyllaceae. Gene Ontology annotation, cellular component: preribosome, large subunit precursor.
AUGAUCUCCUACAACUGGCGGAUCAGUGAGGAAGUGACUUUGCGGCGAUCUUUCGCUAUCGAAGGAGCCCCCUGGGAGUUCAAUUUGAGGGACGUAAUUCGAUGGUGUAAGCUGCUGCAACGUGACGAUCAAUCACUGCACCCUGUUGAGCAUCUCCGGACGAUAUAUUUGCAGCGUCUAAGAACUCAAGCAGAUCGAGACCGUGCUUUAGCACUCUUUGGCCUGGCCUUUGGCUCGCAAAAACCGGAUGCUGCCCGUCCUCGAUGGUCGCUUGCGCCCGGCCAUUUCCAGAUAGGUCAUGCUCUGCUACCUCGUGAAAACUUCUCGCCGGCGAGUCGAUCUCCUAUCAUAUUACCCGCUCAACUUCGACCGCUCGAGGCCAUGAGUAGUUGUCUUAUGCACAGCUGGCUCAUUAUACUGACAGGAGCACGCGACUCUGGCAAAACCGCGCUCGUUAAACUUCUUUCCACACUGACCGGCAACUAUCUGCAUGAGGUAGCUGUGAAUAAUGCAACCGACAUCUCGGACAUCUUGGGCAGCUUCGAGCAAGAGGAUCAUAUGGUCCAUGCAAGGACCAUCGCUGAUCGUCUACUGCAACUUGUGUCCAGCGUGUUGAGAACCGCGCGUGGUGCGGCCACUCUAACAGACGGUUCCCUUCAUUCAAGUAUAGAAUCACUACGCCGGGCGUCAUCUCUGCAGUCCCUAACUACUGCUCUGCGAUCAGUGGCAGAGGUGCUGGAUGUUGUGGUCGAUCUAGGUCUCGACAAAAUAAGCCAAGAGGCUUCAACGGCGCGGAAGGCCAUGGACGAUUUUUUCAGAGCGGAACGCAGAAGUGGCCGUUUCGUCUGGGUGGAUGGCCCUCUAGUGCAAGCUAUGAAGUCUGGGCAUUGGGUGCUUCUAGAUGGCGCCAACCUCUGUAAUCCGUCUGUCCUAGAUCGGCUAAACUCUUUAUGUGAGCCCCAGGGCGUGCUGACACUAAACGAGAAGGGACAAGUGAACGGCGAGGUUGAAAUCAUUGUGCCCCAUCCAAACUUCCGUCUCUUCAUGACGGUUGAUCCGCAGCAUGGUGAAUUGUCUCGUGCUAUGCGCAAUCGCGGCAUCGAAAUA